Halichondria panicea is the source of this 7347-nucleotide messenger RNA. RefSeq lists its product as uncharacterized. The transcript has 7 exons. The record is from RefSeq and is a predicted model, not a curated record. Gene Ontology annotation, molecular function: protein binding. Bases 246 to 6734 code for a protein of 2162 amino acids. Lineage: Eukaryota; Metazoa; Porifera; Demospongiae; Suberitida; Halichondriidae.
UGUGGGCCUGGGACAAUUCAUCUGGUAAAUCAAUUAUCUAGACGUCUAGCGUGUCUAACGGACCUAGGAAAAGACUGCUUAUUACACCGGCUGCCGAAAAUACUAUAAAGUUGGUGCGUAGAGGUUGAUUAACAGUUUAAGGGCCGCACCGAUAGGGACGGAUAUAGUACGUCUACUAUAUUAUUACUAUUUGGGUGAACUGGAUCUAUAUUUCGGUCCUAUAGACAUCUAGCCGUUUGCUUCUAAUGCUGACAUCAAAAGUUGAAAAUUGGAAGAUUGUGACUAUCGACUGUGUGGAUCCUCCUGAUUUAACAUCUAUCCAAAACAUGGUACAAUAUCAUAAUACAGAUACCACACCACAGAAAAGCUGGAAAAGUAUAUGUACAUGUAAGCUUUAUUCAACAACCAAUGCAAUGUGUGCGACAUUAUCUGGAAGAAAGGAAUCAGAGGAGACAUCAAAACUCAGGGAAAGAGUCUCUGAAAUAAAACAACCAGAGAAAGCUGUCAAAAGUGAUGCCGAAGAUGGUCAAGAACUAACCAAUGGAACUAUUUUCACCGGUGCAAGCACUUCUAUGUGGUUGGACGCUAGAAAUAUUGUACAUACUUCAAUUGGUAAAGGUACUACCGUGGUGAAACUUGUCACUUUGGGGCCCUCUAUAAUUGUUAGUGAAUGUGCAAAAAUUUAUAACGAUUUUUCAGAUGAAAAUAAUAGAAACCGUGCUUUAAAUUCCUUGAACAAUGAGUUUAGUAAAGUUACUACCGUAGUGGAACAUGACAAAGAUUGUGUUCAGACUGAAGACGAAUGUGUCACUUUGGAACCCUGUAGUGCAAGUGCAAACACUUCUUUUUCUGUGGCUAGAAACGAUUUGUCAAAAAAUGAUGGUAGUAACUGUGCUUCAAAUUUUAUACACAAUAGAUUUGGUGUAGAUACGGUAAUAGGGGAACGUGGAACAGAUUUUGUUCGUACUGAGCUUCAGUAUGAGAAAGUAUCUGAGGUGAAGCAGACUGCACAGAUGCACAAAAGACUAGCUCUACACUCUGCUGACGUAUCAUCCGUUGAUAAUGCCUUUGAAAGUUCCUCUAUCUGCCCACUCGUGAAAGAAAAUGAAACAAUUCGACUCGAGAAUAACAAAAUCAGCAAGCAUUCUUACUCUUUCAUUAUGCACAGCAGUGAUAUCAAAAUACUUAGUAAGGUUCAUUCUCAGCAGGAAAAAGUUGCUGUCGCUGUGGCCCAAACGCCUCAAAUUUUGCAAACUGGCUUUGUACUGCCUAAUAGAGCAGAAGGGAGCAUUGUGUUGUCUACUUUUGCAGACGAAACAUGUAACACUGGAAUAAUAAUACCUCUUGUUGAAAACGAAGAAUCGAUAAGAGCUAAAAGUACCUUAUUGGAAAUUCCUCAGGAUGUAUUGGCACCAGAAUAUGCUUUAACUGCAAAAUUGAGGGACCCAGAAUCUUCUAGCGAUGAAUCAGGCGUUGAAAGUAAUGAAGAGUACAAAACUAAGAUCAGAAGAAAGAUAAUUGGAUAUGUACCUCGGAGAAGACAGCUACUUGUAUUCUACAGUCGUCGUGAAAAGAAGAGCAAAAUUAAAACUAGAUUCAAAAUACACGAACUAAGUGAUUCUGAGAAUGAUGAUGACUUGCCUAAUAUAUCACAAGAGAAGUCUUAUAACACACAGAAAGUAAGGAGGCAACAUUUGACCCUGUCCAGAUACAGCCAUGUAAAGCUAAGGUGUAAUACAUCUGGUGAGCUGGCCUAUAUGGAAGCAGACUCCAGCCAAACAGAAGGCAGUAGUCUGGAUUCAGCUACUGAUGAUGUAGUAGACAAGUCAUUUCCAGAGGAUGCGAAGUGCGUUUUCAUUCAUCACACCGCUGCUUCUACUGACACGCAUUUGAGGAAAGUACAAUCAGCUCGAGGUCAACUCUGUAAUGUUUUGAUUAAGCACAAGGGGUCAGUAGUCGGCACCCACGUUCCUCGAAGAAGGAAAAAUAUACGUGUACAAGAAGUGUCUUCUGCCUGCCGAGGAGUUAGGAAAAUAAAACAGGCUCACAGAGUAAUUACUACUUCAGCCUCUGAAGUAUCUUCUGACUACUCAAAAUCUGCCAUAGUUCUUGAAUCAUUUUCCCAACGAAACUUAUUUGCUAUCAAGGCAUUGAAAACACCAACAAGCAACUUUGUUGGUAUUCUAUCACACGAGAAACUUAGUCAGUCCAACAUUGGAUUAGUAGACCAAACAACCACCUCUGAAACAUCAUCACAAGAACAACUUUCUAGAUACAUCUCAGCCACAACUGUACGUACCAACUCUAUGAGACUUCCUACAUUGGCUGCUGCAAAAAAUCCGAGUGUGAGUUCACCACAUGUACCACCUGCUAUGGCGGCAGAAUCUCCGGUUAAAAGUAAAGGUCAAAAAGGAAGGUCGUUGAGAGUACAAGUAGAUGGUGAACGAAAGGCCUCUUUGUUGAAUACUGUCACUGCAGCUUCUAUUCCACAAUUAUGUAGUACCAGGACCAGUGAAAGGAACUCUCCUCGUGAGAAUGAUAGUAGCCUACAAAGAAGUAUUCCUACACGGAGAUCACCUGAUUGGAUUGCCAUAGCAACUAAACUUCUUCAUGUUCCCGACUAUCAAAAAAUGAUACAGAUUCUCAAUGGUGUCACACCAGCUCAAGAAGAUGUUGUGGCUCACAAAUUCAUCAGGGGAAUUGCUUACUUCAAAGUUGGCAAGUUACGACAAGCAAUGGAUGACCUACACGAGUGUGAGAAAUUUGCUUUAGAAUCCAUUGAAGACGAAAGACGUGCACACUCUCAAAGGCAAUUGGAUAGUGGAGUAUUUUCAAUGCAACCUGGAUCACAGGCUUCCUCCCAGGCAUCAAGUUUGCAAUAUUUGCAACAAUCAUCCAAAAAAGGAGACGUUGCAGUUUGUAAUGUAUACAUGGGAGAUCUGCACUAUACUUCAGGCUCCUAUCUUGAGGCAUCGAAAUGUUAUCAACGAGCGGCCGAUUUGUAUGACAGAGAAUGUGUAGCAAGACUGUUCAGGAUGGUUCCCCCCACCAUAUCAACAAUUCACUCGAAAUGUGGCAGCUGCUUACGCAAUUUGUCCAAAUCAAUGGAGGCCAUUCAAGAGUACAGAAAUGCUAUUGAGACAGCCAUUAGAGACAAAGACCGUCUGGCUGCUCACACUAGCCUUGGAAACCUCCAACAGACUCUAGGUCAGAACAAAGAAGCACUGGUAGAGUACGAACAUGCCCUUGAUCUAGCAGAGACACUCAAUGAACACAUGUCAGUUGGUUGGACUCAUGGGAAUAUUGGAAAUGCCUUCCUCGGACUGAAUGAAAAAGACAAAGCACUAUUUCAUCUUCAAAAAGCCCUUGAUAUCACUAUUAAGUACGAACCUAAACCAGAUUCUAUAGGAAGAGCAUAUAAUAACCUAGGCACUGCCUACCAGUCAAUGGGUGACCUUGACAAAGCUGAAGAACACUAUGACCUUGCUUUAAGUCAGGCUAUCUACGGCAACGACCCAGCUGGACAAUCCAGAGUUUAUGGAAAUAUCGGGAACAUAUAUAUUGUCAGGAAACGUUUUGAAAAAGCUAUCCCUCACUACACCGAAGUGCUUCGCCUCUCCAAAGAUGAGGCUACGAUUAGCACCGCUCACCACAACAGAGGAUGUGCACUAUAUGAGUGGGCAGAGAGUAAAAUGCUUGCUCUAGAACAAUCUUUACAGAAAACUUCCUCAAGUAACGAGCCAACAUUUCGAUUUCACGGAUCCCAAACUACACUUCCCCAAAAGCAUAGUCCUCGUAUUGUGAUCGAUAGCAUUGCCAAACUCUUCAGAGAUGGAAUGUCAGAUUUGCAAAAGGUUGCUGAAACUCACGAAGCAAAACUUGACCACAUCAAAGGAUCAGCCAAAGGACUUUCACUUUCAGUCUCCCUCACAGAGUCAAAUUCUCGCACUUUUCAUCGCUUACAGGACUGCAUGGUUGCUAUAGGCAACUGGAGGGAGGCUCUUCUCAUUGCUGAGCAAAGCAGAGCUCGUACGCUCGGAGAAAUAAUGCUUGCACGAAAAGAAAGUCAACUUGAGAAGGCUCUUACCUCACCACUAAACCUGGAGCAUGUGUACUCCAUUGUGAGCUCACAAAAGUCUCCUGUUCUCUACCUCACCCACACUGGAGCUAGUUUGUUUGGCUGGGUGCUCGUUCCAGCUGAAGACAGUGACAGCAUUUCAAUCGAGAUGUUUGAAAUUCCCAUAUCAGAUGACCAGUUUGAUGGAAAGAGCUUCGAUUAUCACAUCAGAUACGGCCUUACAGAGGUCUUGGUGGAGCAGAGCUAUGAGAUGUAUCGCAGCAUUGACUAUGACGAAGAAACUACUGCUCCUGUUGCUCAACUCUUCAAGGUCAUUGGUAAGCCCUUUCAAAUGACUCUUGACCGACUUCUUCCAGGAAACAAAAAAGCAAAAAUGCAAAAGAUUGUUUUGAUUACUGAUACUUACACCAGUCUAUUGCCAUUUACUUGCAUGUACGAUCCAGACAGUGAAACCUUUCUUGGUGAUCAUUAUUAUUUUGAAACCAUGCAAUCUUUAUUGACAAUGGGUAUAAUGAAUCAGCUCCCAGAACCAAUGGUUGAAUUACCAGCAGAUCCACAAAGUAUGUGCAUUGUGGGAAAUCCUAUCAUUCCCAAAUUUUACCUUAAUGGUGAAGUAUGGUCCCUGGGGAAACUCCCUUAUGCAAGACGAGAGGCUCAGUGGGUGGGGCAUAUCCUGAACACUCCACCUAUUCUGGACGAGCAAGCGACCAAAAGUGCUGUCGUAAUGCGAUUCAUGAGAGCCAAAGUGAUUCACAUAGCAACCCACGGCAGCUCAGUCUCGGGUUUCCUAGCAUUUGCCUCACUCACCUCUACCAGACAAGGGGAGGGGGUUGACUCCAGUGGAGUACUGCUGCACCCGGAGGAGGUGGAGAAGCUCUCCAUCAGUCCAGCUCUUGUCGUUCUCUCCAGCUGUGACUCCUCAAGAGGUACCGUGAAGGCGGACGGUGUGCAAGGGAUGGCAAGAGCAUUUUUGUUGGCAGGUGCACAAGCUGUGCUCACCGCUCUGUGGAGGGUGCCUGACGAAUCUGCAGCUGUGUUCAUGCGUUUCUUUUACCGGUUCCUUGAAAAUGGGUUUGAGAGCUCCCUCUCACUUCAGAAGGCAAUCCUCAGUUUGAGAUGCUUCUCCAAGUACUCACAGUACAUACAUUGGUCCGGUUACCAGCUAACAGGGAGAUCCAUUCGUUUGGACAUGAAGCCGUCUCCAGUGACGACUAUGUUAGAGAGCACCCUGAGGCCAAGCUCUCCGUUUCCCCGGCUCAUGCUAGUCAAGAAGCUAGAAAGUGUGUUGGUGGAUAAUCCAAGACUACCCACUGAUAUUCAGAUUCUUCAUGGAUCUCCUGGAGUGAAGCCAUCUGAAAUUGCCAUUGACUUCAUUCACUCUUGCCACGCUAAAUUUGCAGCUGGAAUUUUCUGGAUCAGCUGUCGCACACCAGACAUCAUUGAUGCCAGUCUGAAAAGCAUUGAGAAAACAAUUGACAAGCCUCUGAACAAGCUGCGACUUAGUGACACACAGCAAGCAUUGGUGGUCCUGGACAAUGCAAUCGAACUGCCAAACUCGGGAAAACUGAUCAGCUUCCUAAAGCACACGAACGUUCACAUCAUCAUUCUGUCAAAGUCAGCAGAUCCCAUCGACUCUUUCGUAAAAGAAGUUGAUAAAGCCUUGAUCAGAGGUUGCAGUAUACACGAAGUGAAAACACUCUCAACAAUUGACUCCACCCAGCGAAUCGUGUACGAAAUCUCCAAGCAGUACUAUCUAAAAGCAAACAACAAUGAUCAAGCAAUCUUUGAGAAGUUGGCUGAGUUUACAUCCGGCUCACCCCUAAUUGUUGACAUAGCCGCACAAGUUCUGCUCAAGUAUGUGCAAGAGAAUUCUGACGAACCUUCUGAAGGUCUAAACCAAUUUGCCGAUUCCAUUCAGCUUUCAAAAUCUCGGAAAGUUAUCCAUAAAUCUCCUCCAUUGGCAAGUUCUCUUCAAGGAGUCGAGGACACAUGUUUUCAAGUGAGGGAAAUUUCAGAUGCAUUCACACGCCUUGUUCCAAACGUCGCCAGUGUCUCGCCGAAUCACACAGAUGUGUGGGAGUCAGAGAGUGAGUACGACUCUUGGGACUCGAUCGGAGCCUUAAUCCAACGUUGCGUAUCCACUCCAGGAGAAAUGUUGCUGCUUCAAGCCCUGUCCAUUUUUGGUUGUAUACCAAUUCCAAUUCCUUUGGUCACUACCAUGUCCUCCCUGAUAGCUCAGUCAUCAGGUCACUCACACUUGGGUGGUAUCUUGCACGAGCGACUAAUGGAGGCAAAGUUGAUAUUAAGGUAUCCCCAGCCAGUUGUUCUUCAUUCUACUUACACUAAAAGUGACAAAGCCAGUGAAGAGCCACUCUUCUUGUACCUUCCUCAGCACUUGGCUAGUCAGCUGUGGCUAUGUAAUGACAUCGAUCAAGUAAUGGCUGUAACAGUUGCAUACAAAGCAUUGCAAAAAGUUAUCGACGAAAAUUCAGCAAAAAAUCCAGAGCUCUUACAUUUUUAUCUCGGGCUCAUCCCACCUCUUGAGGAAAAAACUGCACUACUAGCUGUUGAAAAGAAGCAUUGCUAUGAGGCAGUGUACGAGUUAUACCUGCAGCUGUCACAUCAACUCAGCUCCAAUAAUCACACCCACAUCUGAUUCUUCGUUUAAAAGUCAGUUCUAGUUUACACUUGUUUUUUUGGACCAAGUACACACCCCUAAAGUCACCAAGCUAACUUAUAAUUAUAGCAUUAAUCAGUCACAUUGUUAUACUGUACUCUGUACUUUUCCCUAGCUGUCAUACAGAUAGAUAUCUCUAGUCCAUAAUUGCCUCAUGCAGUUGCUAUUUAAUGCCUUUCAUGUACUGAAGUGAUUCUAUUGACUGAUACUCAGUUUCACUUUUGAAUUCAUGUGUGUGCCUCUCUUUGUAUUUUGUUUCUAUUAUUUACUAUUGUAAGUUGCCUGUGUUUCAAUGUUUAGCUGCCUAUUAGUGUUUCAAUGUUUAGCUGCCUAUUAGUGUUUCAAUGUUUAGCUGCCUAUUAGUGUUUCAAUGUUUAGCUGCCUAUUAGUGUUUCAAUAUGUUUAGCUGCCUUUGUACUCGCCUAAAGUAUCAUAUAGCUACGUACAUCAUAAUGGUUUGUUUCUAUUUUUGUAUAUGUACAUCAUAAUGGUUUGUUUCUAUUUUUGUAUACGUACAUCAUAAUGGUUUGUUUCUAUUUUUGUAUAUACCGAUAUUCAUUUUGUAUGUAUUUGUUUUGAUGUUUAGUAAUAA